AUGGAUACCUUAUUAACGGCUGAGAUUGCGGCAAACGCUCCCCGGUACCGCCGGAGGAGCUCAACCUUCAUCGACAGCAUCCACGAUGUGUCGGAAGAUCACGACAUGGCGCCGGCCCAGCUCUACAGUACCAUGUCUGGGCGGCUGUUUCACUCUGGCCGCAUCGCCAUUGUCAUGGUUGGGCCACCGGCUCGAGGCAAGACGCAUAUCUGUGUAUCCAUGGCACGCUAUCUUCAGUGGCUCGGUGUCAAGACUCGGAUUUUCCACUUGGGAGACUACCGGCGGGCAACCAUUGGUCCUGAAGGCACCCUCCCCGACGACUACUUCUUCCCGGAUGCAUCCCCUUCAUCUGUCAUCCUUCGCCAGAAGAUACUCAAGAAAUGCCGUGAAGACAUCUACGCCUGGCUGAACCACGAAAACGGCCAAGUCGCCAUCUAUGACGCGGUAAACCCGACGGCGAGUGGAAGACGAUCUCUUGCCAAGGAAUUUGGAAAGCACGACGUCCAGACCUUAUUCAUCGAAUCGUAUGUGGAUAAUGAGCAAAUCUUGCAUGACAAUGCCAUCAAUGUCAAAAUUUCCUCGCCCGAUUUUGCCGGAAUGGAUCGCGAGACAGCAGCGAAAAUGUACUUGAAAAGGAUAGAGAUGAGAAUCCCUGUCUUUGAGACCAUGGACGAACCGGAACUCAACUACAUCAAGAUGAUCAACGCCGGCCAAAAGUUUUUUUACAACAAUCUCAGCUUCAACUACCUCUCUCACCGAAUUGUCUUCUAUCUCACAAACCUCCACAUCAAGUCCCGGACCACUUUCUUUGCCCGUGCGGGCACAACAGCGGAGGAAGACUCGUAUAAAGCAGAUGCCGAACUCUCGGAGGAGGGCAGACAUUACGCCAAAAUGAUGUCCGAGACGCUGCUCAAACAUCGCGAACAAGAGAGGCUGGAGCAAAUUGCCAAGGGCAAGCCCGAUGAACCCCUGCGACCGCUUUCCAUUUGGACCUCCACUCGACUUCGCACGAUUCAAACAGCCGACUACCUCAAAGAAAAGGGCUACAAGGUUCGACAGCGCUCUCAAAUGAGCCAGAUCAACCCCGGCGUCUGCGAGAAGAUGUCAGAGCGAGUAAUCAGGCAGAUAUACCCUGAAGAGGUUGAAAAGCAUGCACUCGAUCCCUAUCACCAUCGAUAUCCCCGUGCUGAGUUCCCCCGUGAUGAGAUUAUCGAAAUCAUUCCGGCGGCCUACCAAAACGAAGCCAGGCGUAUCCGCAUCCCCGGUUUGGACCCUAAGAUGCUGUCUGCUUCUCCCGACGACAUUAGGGUGCCAGGAAGCCGACCCAUGAGCAGGCCCGAGAGCGGCCAGAUGAGCCCAAUUCCUGGCGGCAUAGGUAGCCCGGCUGAGCCGCUGGAGAGGUCGACGGAGAGGGUGAUCAAUACUUCCAAGGACCUGGUCGCGGACAAAAUUCACGAUGAGAUUUGA
Trichoderma reesei QM6a is the source of this 1467-nucleotide messenger RNA. RefSeq lists its product as uncharacterized. Gene Ontology annotation, cellular component: cytosol. NCBI's taxonomy places the organism in Eukaryota, Fungi, Ascomycota, Sordariomycetes, Hypocreales, Hypocreaceae. The transcript has 6 exons. Gene Ontology annotation, biological process: fructose metabolic process; fructose 2,6-bisphosphate metabolic process. Gene Ontology annotation, molecular function: ATP binding; 6-phosphofructo-2-kinase activity; fructose-2,6-bisphosphate 2-phosphatase activity. The record is from RefSeq and is a predicted model, not a curated record. Bases 1 to 1467 code for a protein of 488 amino acids.